AUGGGCGGGAGGGGAGGGGGGGGCGGGCGGGCGGAGGGAGGGAGGGAGGGAGGGAAGGUGGAGGGAGGGAGGGAGGGAGGGGGGGGAGGGAGGGAGGGAGGGAGGGAGGGGAGGGAGGGAGGGCGGGAGGGAGGGAGGAGGGAGGGAGGGUGAGGGAGGGAGGGAGGGAGGGAGGGAGGGAGGGAGGGAGGGAGGAGGGAUGGAGGGAGGCGUUAGGGAGGUGCGGAGGCUAGGGAGGGAGUGGUGGGGGUGGUGGCGGUGAGGCGGGCGUAGGGAGGGAUGGGAGGUCGGGAGGCGGAUGUGAGUAUUCUUUUCGUUUCUUUCUUGUCUUUUCUUUAUUUUCUUCUUUCUUUCUUCUUUCUGUCUUUAUUUCUUCUUUCUUUCUUCGUUCUUCUUUCUUUCUUUCUUUCUUCUUUCUUUCUUUCUUUCUUUCUUUCUUAAAGCUAUUGUUUAUUGUAUUUUGACCCUUUUUAGAUUCCCACACAUCUAUAGCUAGCCGUCGCUGCCAUUGGUUUGUUUGGAAAGCAGAGUGGUCCUCUGUGUUUAGUCACAUUCCUUAUUUCCGAUGAUUACUCUGGAAAUAGAAGUAACCUAAUAAUAGCCUCCUUCAUUCGUCCAUCGAGGUUUGGCUUCUAUACUCCAGUGAGAUAAUAACUCCAUCCAUCCCUCCCUCUGUCUAUCUCUCUAUCCCUCCCUUCAGAAAAGAGCUGAUCCACAACAGGAAACGACUCGUAAUCUUUUAACUAAACAGACAUUUCCUGCUCCAGUUGUUGUCAGUUGGACUUCUAGCUCUCCGUAGCUUCUUUCUGUACUCAUCCAUCCAUCCUUACUGCCUGCCCUCUGUCCCAUAUCUCUGCCUGGCUGGGUAGGCACUACUUUUAAGUGACAUUUCAGACUGCUUUGGAAGUAUUCUUAGGAUUCUUAGGAUAAUAAUUCUGGAGGAAGGAGGAAUCCCCACCAGGUAUUAUUAGUGUCUCGUUUCAUGCAGAUUGUUUUGUUGUCUUGCUUCUUGUUCUUGCAGAGGUUACCACAUUUAUUUGUUUGGUGUUCUGGUCAUAAUUCGUUUAGCCAUCUAAGUUAUGUAAAGAAACAAAUUGUGUGUAAUCUUGUUAGGAAAAUAACAAGUUGUUAUAUAAUACAAAGUUAAUUCAGUUAUUGGAUUAUUGGUUAUCAUGCAGUAUGAUGUUAUAUUUCAGGCCCUGCCAGGUUUGCAGAGCUUUCCUUCUAGAAUUAAAUGAUGUGUGUCUGUGUGUUUGCUUGGAGUGACUGUCUGUGCCUGCACAUGUCUGUGUUUGUGUGCACCCUCCCAGUGUGGUGUGAUGUAACGUAGCACAUUUAGAGAACCGUACUAAACAAUGUACUCAACUAAUCAUAAAUUACUAAAGAGGAGGCUUGGCUUCCAUUUAGUCUCAUGACACCCCUCCUCUCCACUGCAGGUGACUUGCCCAUCGCUGUAGCAACCCAGCCUGUGGAGAAGAGGAGGAGUGGAUCCAGGAGAGGACCAUGGAGCAGUGUGAGACUUCUGCGAGCCCCAGCAGAGAUCACCCAUGGAAGGCAGCGACCAUGAAGAGGAUGGCCUGGGCCCAGAGCAGAGACUCCUGGCAGGGCCCCUCUGAGAGCCAGGACACCCAGGAUCAGGAGGGUUGCAGCGAGGAGACGGUGUCCCCAGAGCCCACCAUGGAGGAGAAGACGGCCCCGGCCGAGGAGCCAGGUACGUUGGGAAGAGCUACAGAGGGAGCAGCAGGCAGAAAUAAUGAUUGUUUGGGUUUUUGAUGGCUUGAUAAACAGCUGCAUGGAAGUCAUGAUAAAACAAUAAGCCUACUUUAAGGUCUUAUUGCUCUAUUAUUAACUAGCCCAAAAAGGAAUUAAAUCCUGCAACAGCAAACCGUUUAUUUAGAUUUUUGAAUCCAGUUGUAAUGGUUAUGGACAUUGUAGAAUAGUUAUAGGCAUUGUACAUGGCUUUGAAUUGCUCUGUUUUUUUUCACUCAGGGCGCUUCCCUAACAAGAUUGCGAGCUGGCUCAAGGACUGCAGGUGUAGUAAUGUUGUGUUAUAAUGAAACCUCUACAUUGACAUGUAAAUUAACAUUAGGGCACACAAUGGACAACGUUGUAAAAUGUUGUGCAACAGAAAGCGAAAAUGAGUGUUUCUUAAUGGACAAGUCAAGGUAGUCCCUCUCUCUCGUCUUUUGGAGUGGGAGGGCUUGCACAAUUGGUGGCUGACUAGAUACUUUUUUUCCCCACUGUAUCUUCUGCUUGGAUAGUUCAAUCUGUGCCACUGACUUAAUCUGGCUUUAAUUCCAGUUUGUCUACAAAGUGAGAGGCCUUGUCCCGUGCAGCUCAGUUUGUAGAGCAUGGCGUUUGCAACGCCAGGGUUGUGGGUUCGAUUCCAACGGGGGGCCAGUGUGAAAAUAAAAUAAAAUGUAUGCACUCACUAACUGUAAGUCGCUCUGGAUAAGAGCGUCUGCUAAAUGACAAAAAAGUAAAAGUAAAAGUUUGUUUCAAUCCGUUUUCUUCAGUUUGAUGUCUAAUGAACACGUAAGACAGGGCCCUGGUAAAGCCCUUAAUAGUGACAAAGAAAGAGCAGCAUGACAACCAUGUAUUGUGUUUCCUUGUAUUUGUAAACUAUUGUGGUCCAGCUCUCUCCUUGUCAGACAUGUUAUAUUUGCUUUGUGAAAGGCGUGUGCUUUAUGCUGCUAUCUAUGUCUUUGGGAAGUGUUUCCGUUAGUCCAGGGCCUAUGUUAUCAGCAACUGGUCUGGUCUCGCUGUACUUUACUGCACAAGCUGAUUAAACAAACAUUACCUUGGAACUUAGAAUCUGUUUAUCGAGUCAUAUUCUAGAUGGUUAAAAAUGUACGUGAGCAAGACUGAGUGAAAGAGCAAACAGAAAGUCGCAUGAUGUUGAUCAUGAGUGUUUUACACAAUGUCAAUAAUAAUGUCCUUUUAUGAAAUCUUCAUGUCAUAUGGCAGGCGCUGGUAUACAGUGGCUUGCGAAAGUAUUCACCCCCUUGGCAUUUUUCCUAUUUUGUUGUCUUACAACCUGGAAUUAAAAUAGAUUUUUUGGGGGGGGUUGUAUCAUUUGAUUUACACAACAUGCCUACCACUUUGAAGAUGCAAAAUAUUUUAAGGGGUGAAACAAACAAGAAAUAUGACAAAAAAACAGAACUUGAGCGUGCAUAACUAUUCACCCCCCCCCCCCCCCCCCCCCCCAAAGUAAAUACUUUGUAGAGCCACCUUUUGCAGCAAUUACAGCUGCAAGUCUCUUGGGGUAUGUCUCUAUAAGCUUGGCACAUCUAGCCACUGGGAUAUUUGCCCAUUCUUCAAAGCAAAACUGCUCCAGCUCCUUCAAAUUGGAUGGGUUCCACUGGUGUACAGCAAUCUUUAAGUCAAACCACAGAUUCUCAAUUGGAUUGAGGUCUGGCCUUUGACUAGGCCAUUCCAAGACAUUUAAAUGUUUCCCCUUAAACCGCUCAAAUGUUGCUUUAGCAGUAUGCUUAGGGUCAUUGUCCUGCUGGAAGGUGAACUUCCAUCCCAGUCUCAAAUCUCUGGAAGACUGAAACAGGUUUCCCUCAAGAAUUUCCCUGUAUUUAGCGCCAUCCAGGUGUUGGGUUUGCGCCCGACAUAGUGUUUUUCUUGAUGGCCAAAAAGCUCAAUUUUAGUCUCAUCUGACCAGAGUACCUUCUUCCAUGUGUUUGGGGAGUCUCCCACAUGCCUUUUGGCGAACACCAAACGUGUUUGCUUAUUUUUUCUUUAAGCAAUGGAUUUUUUCUGGCCACUCUUCCGUAAAGCCCAGCUCUGUGGAGUGUACGGCUUAAAGUGGUCCUAUGGACAGAUACUCCAAUCUCCACUGUGGAGCUUUGCAGCUCCUUCAGGGUUAUCUUUGGUCUCUUUGUUGCCACUCUGAUUAAUGCCCUUCUUGCCUGGUCUGUGAGUUUUGGUGGGCGGCCCUCUCUUGCAGGUUUGUUGUGGUGCCAUAUUCUUUCCAUUUUUUAAUAACCCAACCCUGAUCUGUACUUCUCCACAACUUUGUCCCUGUUUGGAGAGCUCCUUGGUCUUCAUGGUGCAGCUUGCUUGGUGGUGCCCCUUGCUUAGUGGUGUUGCAGACUCUGGGGCCUUUCAGAACAGGUGUAUAUAUACUGAGAUCAUGUGACACUUAGAUUGCACACAGGUGGACUUUAUUUAACUAAAUAUGAGACUUCUGAAGGUAAUUGGUUGCACCAAAUCUUAUUUAGGGGCUUCAUAGCAAAGGGGGUGAAUACAUAUGCAUGCACCACUUUUCCGUUUUUUAUUUUGUAGAUUUCUUUUUAACAAGUUAUUUUUUUUCAUUUCACUUCACCAAUUUGGACUGUUUUGUGUAUGUCCAUUAUAUUAAAUCCACAUAAAAAUCCAUUUAAAUUACAGGUUGUAAUGCAACAAAAUAGGAAAAACUCCAAGGGGGAUGAAAUACUUUUGCAAGGCACUGUAGGCCUACAGACAGGUGUUCCAUGCAGUUAACCUAGAUGUUACUAGUGCUAGGGUGAAACCAGCAUCGCGAUACUCAUUAGUAUUGUGAAAAGGAAACUAAACCCAAAGCAGAUUUUAACUUCAGGAAAACAGCCCUAAUGUUGGACACAAACAUCAUUAUGUUGUCAUCCAGAGUCACAUGUAUUUAUUUUCCAAGCUUUAUCACACUAUUUUACAUACAGCAGGUUUUUAAAGGACCAAAGAGUUUGAUCUGCGUCGUGUUGUCAUUUUUGCCAUGGAAAAAAUAUUGUGAUACUGGUAUCGUCCCUGCCCUAGAUGUUACAUGAACAGAAAGCAUAUAGACUUGAGUAGGUCUGACUCACUCAGUGUAGAAGUAUAGUUAGAUUAGAGUACAGUAGGAUACAUCAGAAAGCAUAUAGGCCUGAUUAGGUCUGGGAGAGUGACCAUAUGAAGAUGUUUGAUGUAUUGACCGAGAGGUGAGGUAGGGAGCUAGGAGUGUCACGGAGCAGUAUUAGGGAUGUUGUGUAACGUGCAAUGUUGCUAUUAUUAGCCCUUAGACUAGAGCCGUGUGUUUGACUUGCUGUUUUUUCUCACAAUGCUCAGCCAGACUUGACUUAGUGUACAGGAAGAUGAAACUAACAGUGGAGACUGGAGGCUGUGUUACUGUUCUGUGAGUGGGAGCAUAUAAAGACUAACAAGAUUUGCAUGAUACAGUAGCUGUGUAGUACUACUGUAUCUGUGGAUAUAUAGUAUAUUGAUCAUGCUUAUAUGGUUAGUUGACAAAUAAUAAGAAGAAAUAGUUGUAGUGUUUGUAUAUGUUUCUGUGUUGUAGACACUGGUGUCUUAACAGUGUAUGUCUGUGUGUCUCUGUUGUAGACCGACACUGUGGUGUCUCUAACAGUGUGUGUCUGUGUCUCUUCACAGGACUCCUCUUGGGGCGUCUCUGGAUGAGCAGAGCAGCACUCAGUCCAAGGGUGAAUUUCCCUCCUCUACUAUAACACCAGUCAUAUGCUAUACAACUGUAACUCUCAAAUGGAAAAAGAGAAUGUGUGUUAGUAUAUCUGUGGAGAUGGUGUGUGGGUCAAGGGGGUGAUUUUUGAGUAUUCCGCAACUCACCUUCUCACCACACCUUGCAGCCCUAGUGAACUUUGGAGUGUACUGUAGCUGGCUCCUUUACACAUCCACCCACACACCAGUUACCAGUUGGUAGCGUUCUCCAACUCUGUCGCUCAGGUCAUCUUAUUGUCCUUCUAAAUCGAAGUAAGAAACAGAGCCAGGCACGAUACGAGUGUCCUGAGCUAAAAAAUAACAACAUUUGGAUUCCCUGCAUUUGCUUUAACGUCUUCCUGGUAAUGUGAAACUACAUGGGCAGCUGGUGCUCUUUGAUCAAUGGCUAUCUACAGUAGGUAACACUUACCAACCAGCCAUGAAAGUACUUGACGGUAAAUAUUUGUCCUAACCAACUGUAAAUAUUUGUCAUGGUUUGAAGCGUCUCUCUGUAGUAGGCUACUCUGUUUAAAAUGUGUUCAGUUAACCAUGCUCAUUCUGUUUUACAGGCAUGUGCAGGGUUUUGUUUGUGAAUAGUUAUUUAGUCUAUUGUAGGGUACAAGUGCUGUCUGAGGGCUUAAUGAAAGGUCUUCUCUGUACUUCACAGGAGUGAUGAAGAAUGGAUGCAGCUUUGAAGAUGACUUGUCUCUGGGAGCUGAGGGUGGGUGACUAGACUCUUGUGUGUCUCUCUCUGUGUGUCACUCUCUGUGUGUGUGUGUCUCUGUGUGUGUGUCUCUGUGUGUGUGUCUCUGUGUGUGUGUCUCUGUGUGUGUGUCUCUGUGUGUCACUAGAGCAAUAGGACCUAGGAUCACACCACUGCUACGGCAGUUUUACAAUGCUUAUGAGCUGUCUUGAGAGAGACUAGGGCUAAGUCCCAAAUGGCACCCUAAUCCCUAUAUAGUGCACUUCUGUCUGGGUCCUGGUCAAAAGUAGUGCUCUAUAUAGGCAAUAGGGUGCCAUUUGAGGCACGGCCUAGAAAUCUGUGUGGCCAAACAAUGAUGAGCUGGAAGCUUCUUGUUGGAGUGCUUUGGCUCUUUAGUUUUUAGUAAAGCUGCAUUAGUUCCAUGGGAGUACACCUUGCUGAGACUGCUCUUUACGAGCGGACGGGCACAUGACAAGGUUUCCCAGUCCAAAGGAAAGGAAAGGAGAGCGGUGUGUGAUCAGAUAGCGUAUCUAUCUCUCAUUUCACCCGCUGAGUGACCUGCCUGUUGGUGGAGGAGUGAAGGGGAGAGUGGAUCUAUCUCAGUUUAAACUGUCUCAGAUCUAAAUAGGAACAUACAUUACAUAAAUUAGUUUUAAUGUCCUCUGGCCCUGCUCUAUAGGUAUUCUCUACUCCCCCAUGAGAACUGUCUAGUCUGUUCCUCUCAACACUUCCCUCUUCACAUAGUUUUAGGCUUACCAUGUAUAGAGCAAUGUCCUGUUGUGUCACUUGCAGACCUGGGUUCAAAUAGUAUUUCAAAUCUUUCAAAUACUUGUAGCGUUUGCUUUAGCCGCCUGGAGUGCCAGAUGAGUUUGUGCUUUUGCUACAAUUCCAUUGGUUCCAUUGCGCCAAGCGAGCUCAAUCAAGCCAGCUAAAGUAUUUGAAAUGAUUUCAGUAGUAGUAUUUGAGCCCAGGUGUGGUCAUUUGCACCACGUUGUUCAUAGGAAGUGUUUUUGUGUUCGUCCCUUCGAAAUGUGGAUAGAGAGGACAGUUAUACUUGCUAAAUAGAUUAUUUGAUACAUACAAUCAGACCUGUAUGGAAUGGCGUCGAGGCUCAUUGAUGGUAGUGCAUGCUUGGUGCUGUCAAAGCUGUGACUAAACUACAUAUUUCUCAUUCUUCCAUUGAACAGCUGUAGUGAUGUAUGCACCCUAAUGUGCUACUGUUUGUUGUUGGUCUCUUUGAGAGAUGGGGUCAGUCAGGUUUUGUACUUGCCCGGAUGGUUGCACACCACACAUUACUAUUGUGUUUGUGCAGACCAGAGACGGUGGGUGGUAGCUAGUGUGUUGUGUUGGGGUUGGCUCCUGUUAUGGUCUGUUCUGACCUGCUUAGUCUCAGGGUGCGUCCCAAAUGGCACCCUAUUCCCUAUAUAGGUGUCUGGGCAAAACUAGUGCACUAUGUAGGGAAUAGGGUGCCAUUUGGGACGUACAACACAGUGAAGCAAAGCAAAGGGACCUAGUCAUACCUGAGAUCAGUCUUCCAUUGUGUCCAUGUCAUGCUACAAGUCUCAACAGGCACCUGUAUGAGGGUCCUCCUUCCUUCUGGCUCCAAUCCACUCGUUCAGUGAGUGGCAACAACUUACUGUUAACAGGCUAACACGCACAACAAUAGUCAUUCAAUGGAAAAGCAUACUUUGAUGAUUAUCCUGCUCUUUGAGGCUGAAGAACCAGUUAGGCUGAUUGAGUUUGUUCAGUUUCAGGCAGUUGACAGACAAUGUGUACUCUCUGGUCUCUGUCUUCACCUGACCUGGGUUCAAGUACUAUUAGAAAUCGUUUAAAUACUUUCAGCGUGUGAUCUAGCCUGCCUGGAGUGCCAGAUGGGCGGGGUUUACAGUUGUGGGGACGAUUCUAUUGGUCCAUCAAGCCAAGCAAGCUCAACCAAGCACAAAUAAAGUAUUUGAAAUGAUUUUGAAUAGUGUUUGAUCCCAGCUCUGGUCUCCACACUAAGGCUUCUGGGGAUUGCCUAGUCCUCAGUUUGCAUUCUUUGUGUCACUAAGAUGACCUGGAAGAAGCCAUCAGACUGAGAGCAGGAUUUUCUCCUGACAAAUGAGGCCAGUCCAAACUUCAGGAGGACUCUCUCUGUCUCUACUGUACUCAAACCAUAAUUCUGUCAUUAUGUUCCUCGCUGUCUGAGGCUUUAGUUAUUUUCUGCAAAAGCAAGUCAUUCUGUUGUCCUUAAUCGCAAAUCCUUGAUUUUCUUUUUUACAAAGGUAAACAUUUGAUGCUUUUAUAGCCGUAUUUUCGACAGUGUAAAUAGAUUGAUUUUGACAGAUGGACUUUGAAGAGAAAUGAGGGAAUCAGCAAUUACUGUAUAUAGUCAGUUUACCAAAGCACCUGUAUUCAACUCUAUCUUCCUCCUUCCCCCCUCUUUCCCAUCUUUCCUUCUCCCUCCCCUCUCUCUCUUUCUCUUUAACCUCCCUGCAGCCAACCACCUUCAGCCCAACAGUGCCAAAGCAGAGACACCCUGGUAAGUGAGACUGUGAGACCCCCCUUUAUGCCAUUGGCCACUCCUCACCCCCUCAGUCCUCACCCCCUCAGUUCAUUCUUAUGCAGUAGUCUUACUGCCUGUGGCUGUGGUGUGACUAGUGUACUGAUCACUGCAUGCCCACUCUGCUCUUCAGCUAUGGAAUGCCUGCGAAGGACAAGAGGAGCCAGUUCCGGCAGAAAGGCAGGAGUAUGAACUCAACAGGAUCAGGGAAGAGCAGCACCACUGUGUCCAGGUGAGCAGACAGGUAGACAGGCCCUGAGCCAAGAGCUGUGGAUUGGGGAUGACAAUCCCUGUAACUGGGAAAUUUCAGGUCAGGUCCCAAGAAAGACCGAACAGCAGACAUAUAUAAUAGAUCAAGUUUAAUACAAUAUUGGGGCUGACGUUAGCCAAAAUGUUCUGAGUUUGAGGUACUCUGUUUAAGCUCAGGUUUUUCAUUUGACUUAACCACACUAGCUACAUAAUUUGCUGUAUAAUGCCUUUAUGUAUGCUUUCGUACUUGGAUACCUGUAAUACUUAGCUAUGCGUUUGUUUGUGUGUUCUAUUCUAUCCAGUGUGUCUGAGUUGUUGGACCUGUAUGAAGAGGAUCCAGAAGAGAUCCUGUAUAAUCUGGGGUUCGGCCAGGAGGAGCCGGACAUCGCCUCUAAGAUCCCCCCGCGCUUCUUCAACAGCUCCUCCGGCGCUAAGGGCAUUGACAUCAAGGUCUAUCUGGGAGCACAGCUACAACGCAUGGAGAUGGAGAACCCCAACUAUGCCCUGACAAGUACAAUCUUUCUUUACCUCACAUUUUUUUGUACGCUUGAUCUCUUCCUCUCUUUCUGUCGGUUUCUCUUGCGUCGUCUCUUUCUUUGUCUCUCGUUUUCGUUCUCUUGCUUUCUUUCUGUCUCUUUUUUUCCCUUCCCCUCUUUCUUCGAGCUGUGAAAACACUGUAUGGCCUGAAAACACUGAUCAUAUUGCUGUUCGCUGCCAUAAAAUGGUCCCGACAGACAACCAUGUCCUGGCAUGUAUGUACAUGCAGACCAACAGGUAGUGAUGAAGGAAUAUGGAAAUAAUUAGUUGUGGUGAAGAGUGUCAUCUGGAGGGCGACGCAGCGGGGGGAUGGGUAUGGUGGUGUGGUGGUGAUGGUAGGUGGUGUAAUGCAUGAUGGUGGUAGGGUUGGGGUGGGGUGGGUUAUGGUUGGAAUGGAUUGUUGGGAUGUGGUGGUGAGUUGGGGAUAGUGAUGGGGGAAAAAUGUAUACGGUUACAUAUCGCAAUAUUAUUUUGGACGAUAAUAUAUCAAUACUUUGACUCCCAAGUAUCGAUUUGUAAUUUUAAAAAACUACAAUUUCUAGGUAGCAUUAGCUAGUGCUAGUCUGCUGUACCUACGCCAAAACUCUGGUAUUUUUUAUCCUGCAGCUUGUUCUCCACCUUUUUUAAAGAGUGAUCAAAAAUGUUUUCGGCACUUUUUUCCAUGACUGAUCAAAACUUUCUCAGACCUAUAGUGAGCAAUAUGUUUGGAACAUCAAAUCGCAAUAAAAUCGUAGUAUCGAAUAGCAUUACAUAUAGAAUCGAGAAAAGCAACACGUAUCGUAUCGGCACCUAAGUAUGGUGAUAAUAUCGUAUAGUGAGGUCCCUGGCAAUUCCCAGCCCUAGUUACAUGUAGGGGUAGUCUGGUAGCUUUGUAGGUGGUGUAAUAAUGAAUGGCACACCAUCAGUCAAUGGGUUCCGUUCCCACCGAGCCAUUGCAUUGUGGGUAGAUUUCUUGUUCUUCUCUUCUUCCUUUUGGCAGAUUUAGCUUCUGUCUGCCAAACAAGUACAUGUAGAUCUGGGGGCCUGGGCUGGAAGCUGAGAUGGAGAGAGUGAGGGCCCAUUCCAGUGCAGCUGGGUGAACAGAGCCGCAGCACAAGGAAGCCUUUGUCUUCUAUUGGGCAAACAGUGUGGUGAGCAGAGCGGCAGUGAGAGAGACAGGGUGCACCAAAGUAGUGCACUAUAUAGGGAAUAGGGUGCCAUUUAGCACACCCCCUGAGAGAGAUGGAUAGGAGGACCUGAUUCUUCUCUGUAUUCUGCUCACAUCGGGCCUCACACACAUUGGGCCUUGGUCUGUUCAGUCUGCCAGAGCACACAGCACCAUGCACCGACCGCUUUACUCUUUAUUAGCCCAUAUUAGCAUAACUCUUGCUGUCGGAGACCGAGCUGUGUGUGUGUGAGUGUGAGUGUGUGUGUGUGUGUGUGUGUGAGUGAGAGAUCUGAGUGGGGGACAAAGCAGCCGCUCUGCAGCCUGGCUGACUAGCCAGAGAGGAACAGGAGGGGGACAGAGAGGGAGUGGCCUCAGCCUUGUAACAGCACUCUUUUGUGUUGUCUUUAAACUGUUGGACUGAGGCCCAGUAAGCACUGUUGUUGUAGCAGCUCUCGAGUCAGUUUCAUCUUCAUCUGGUCUAGAUUAGAUGUUAAAAGGGGGGAUGAGUAUCUGUCUCUUCAAUCCCUUUUGAAGUUUCACCCCUCCUUUAAGUUAAUGUUUAGGAGUUUUUGUCUACCUUUUGAGUUGUUGUUGAGCUGCAGCAGCCCCACCACUAACUGGAGGUCCUGCUCUUUGUUUCAUAACAGUGGACUGACUUGACUUAAAGCACACUGAGCACAGGCAACUUUGCAGGGAUUUAGGAGUCGGAACUUCUAAGGGUUCUAGGGAUCAUAGAUCAGUGAGCAAGGUUCAGGCUCUGGAAUUUAGAAUUUCCAUGCUGCUGUCUGUUUCAGUGAUGUUCCAGAAUGUACUGCAGUUAGUAGCUCAAAGCCCUGGAACAGCUGUGCAGCCCUUCCCUCCUCCUCUUCAAUGUCAUGUUGAUUUUUCUUAUGUAAGUCCUGUUUUCUCUUCCUGAGAGCGUGCCUGGGGUUCUGACUGUGAGCAGCUAAAAGGGAUGUGUCGCUCUCAUAAUAAAUAUAAAGGCCUUGUGAAGUUUUCACUUCCUAUAUCUGUCUUCUUCUGUGGUCUUAUUCUGCGGAGUCAGCUGUGGUCAGGAAUCAGGAAGAGACUGGGUUCUGGGCUCAGAGAGAUAAUGGCCAGAGGAAGUAUUGGUUACUGACUUGUAGAAGUAUAUUAAUCGCUUACAUGCAUGUGGAGGGGAUACAUAUCAUGGUGACUGACGUACUUAGUCACUCGGAAUGUUGUGUUAUGUCAUUUAUGACACUGUAAAAGUGGGUAGGUUUAUUCUCUUGAAUGUCACUGCGAUGAAAGAUCAUGGGAAUUAUGGUUGCCCUGUGACAUGCCUAUCUGUGCCCAUGGAGUUGGUCUUAACGGCAGGAUGCAGCUUUUGCUUUCAUCAUCUUCCAAACUAACUACACCCAUGAUGAUGGCUGAAUCUGCUGCUAUAAGAGGGGAAAUAUUCCCAGGCGUUCUGGGGACUAGCUAGCUAGAGCCUUUGGUCAAAAGACUCAGCAGGCCAUUGUUGCUAUUUUCUCAUUCUUAGUUUCCUCUUUAUCAAGUUUAUCAAGUCUUAUUCUUUCCCCAAAGGUUGUGUUUUAAUCCUAGUUUCCUCUCUUUCUUUCCCCCCAAAGGUCGUUUCCGUCAGAUCGAGGUCCUGACCACUGUGGCGAACGAGUUCUUCCAUCUCUACUCCCAGGUCUCCGGCCAGUCCGUCCAGAAGAUCUGCAGCCUGGAUGGGGAACCCCUCACCAUUGUCCCUCCUUCUCCUCUGAAGAGGAACAACUCAGCCCUGAACGCAGCCAAGAUCCUGAAGAAGACGAUCACUAAACACAACCUGCUGGGUGGGUUGGGGGAGGGGGGCUCUCCUAAAAUCACAGCCCUGUCUACUACAGAGAAACUGGAAGACCAUGUGAAUCCAGGUACAGGGGACAGCGCCGUCAUAACUGACUCCGACCACAAGGGUGAGCUCAAGCAGAAGGCCUUUAGGAAGAAGGACUCUCCAUCUCUAGCCACGGUGACUGAGGAGAGCCAAUCUGGAGGCAGCACUGAGGCCCCCCUGAGCGUCAACGGAGACCACCCUGGAGUGAAUGGAGACCACCCUGGAGUGAAUGGAGAUGGCCAAGCAUUGACCCAGGAGGGUGAGUUGAGCCUGUCCAACGAGGCCGACUUGGAGAAAGAGCACCAGGACAUCCAACUGAAGGGACAGCGAGCAAUCACAUCAACGCCAGACAAGGAACCGAACUACAGCCUGCUGCCCAACCCUCACAUCGCCCACCUCCGCACACAGACCAAGGACUCCUUUGAGAUGGAAGAGGUAGGGCCAUACUCACACAAGGGUUGAGGUGGGGUUCAAUUAUUGGCUUAGUUGUACUGUUCUCCUGCUCUUCCAGUUCAGUAUAAGUUUUGACUGCACAAAGAAGGUUGGGGAGAGGGGGUUCAAUUCUAGGCUUAGCAGUAUUGUCCUCCCAGUUUGAGAUGGAGGUAGGAUCGUCCGCACAAACACAGGGUUGAGGAGAGUGGUUACAUUCUUGGCUGAGCUUAGUUAUACUGCCCUCUCAGUUCAAUGGAAGUUUUGUUUUGUUUUGUUUGGGGUUGCUUACAGGGUUUGAGAAGGGGGUUCAAUUCUGAUCGUAGUACUGCCCUCCGUUCAAUACAAAGUAGUGUUUUCUUAGCUUUCAUCUCUUGGUUCUCAGACUGGUGAGUUUCCCACAAUCCUGGUUUUAGCUGUCCUAGCAGAUAUUGUGAGAAAAGCGAAGGACACGAACUCCAGCUUAUAAAUAAGUUAGAACUGUAAGAGAGAGCAUAUGGAGGACCCUGUAGGGUAAGUUAUUAUUGUGGCUUGAUUGGCAGUUUUCCCCCUUCCUCUCUCCAGAUCUUACAGAACAGGGUUGUUAUAGUUACGGUAACUGGAAGGGGGUGUAUGUAUCAGAAGUGUGUCAGUGUAGAAAUGCCCUUAGGGGGAAAAAAGGCACAGCUCACUCUUCAAGUUUAAAAUAUGACUUGUUUAAAAUCAUUGCGACCUGUUGGAAUUCAUCUAAAAAAUAAUAGUGUAGAAAUUGCCCCAAAGUUUUUUUCUAUCUUUGUUUUCUUUCUGUCUCUGUCACUGUGUCUCUGUCUAUCGUUCAGGUUCAGAGUAAUGAGGAUGAGGCUGGCACACACAGCAGCUCUAGAGCUGGCAGAGGUGAGUCUGGCCUGCAUAUUAUAUGCCUUGUAACACAGUAUAGAGGCUCAUACAUGCUUAUAACAAAUCAUAAAGCAUUAUACCUUUUUAACUGGAUGUAAAGUGUUACUGACCUUUCCAUAGUGGAUAUCCACUAAUAUGAAAAAUCACGUUAUUACAUUAAAAAAAAUAUGUUCUCUGCUUCGUCAGUAGAAUUAGUUAACUUGUCAUAAUCACCCAUCUCUCAAAUAUUCAAUAACAUUUUGUGACUUAUGGCAGGUAAUUAAAUACCUAAGGUAAUUUUCUAACUUGAGUGUACUCUGAUGAAAUGUUCCAUAGUGGCCUUUUAGACUAAAAAAGCCUUAUAGAAAAAAAGACACUAUCCUGUCCAGUUUUGUCUACCGAUAACUAAUUGUAGCAUAAGUUUUAGAUUAGUGAAGUCAGGGAAGAAGAGGGCUGAUAUUUAGGGAUGCAUCUUGAGUAUGGUGAUUGAAUUAUGUUUAAUUUAGCUUUUAUUUCUAAGAACAUUGGUACUUAGAACACAUGGACCCAUGACAAUCCAUUAAAAGUGAGUGACCCAUCUAAAACAGAGGGCCGUUUGUAGAGAAAAACCUUGUAUAACAACUAAGCAUAUUUCUUUUCCGACUGACCAUGAUAAUCUAUUAGAACAUAGAGCCUCAGGGGUGUGCUUUUUAGGGAAUCACUAUACUCCAGACCACACUAUUUACCAAGCGUUUUCAUCUAUAUUUUUUGUAGCUGUCUAUUCACCACCACAAACCGAUGCUGGCACUAAGACCGCAUUCAACGAGCUGUAUGCCAUAAGCAAACAAGACAAUGCUCAUCCAGAGGCGGCGCGCCUAGUGGCCGGGGACUUUAAUGCAGGGAAACUUAAAUCAAUUUUACCUAAUUUCUACCAGCAUGUGCAACCAGAGGGGAAAUAAAAAUCUAGACCACCUUUACUCCACACACAGAGAUGCGUACAAAGCUCUCCCUCGCCCUCCAUUUGGCAAAUCUGACCAUAAUUCUAUCCUCCUUAUUCCUGCUUACAAGCAAAAACUAAAGCAGGAAGUACCAGUGACUCGCUCAAUACGGAAGUGGUCAGAUGACGCAGAUGCUAAGCUACAGGACUGUUUUGCUAGCACAGACUGGAAUAUGUUCCGGGAUUCAUCCGAUGGCAUUGAGGAGUACACCACCUCAGUCACCGGCUUCAUCAAUAAGUGCAUCGAUGAUGUCAUCCCCACAGUGACCGUACGUACAUACCCCAACCAGAAGCCAUGAAUUACUGGCAACAUCCGCACUGAGCUACAGGGUAGAGCUACCGCUUUCAAGGAGUGGGACUCUAACCCGGACGCUUAUAAGAAAUCCCGCUAUGCCUUCCGACGAACCAUCAAACAGGCAAAGAGUCAAUACAGGACUAAGAUUGAAUCCUACUACACUGGCUUUGACGCUCGUCGGAUGUGGCAGGGCUUGCAAACUGUUACAGACUACAAAGGGAAGCCCAGCUGCGAGCUGCCCAGUGACACGAGCCUACCAGACGAGCUAAAUGACUUCUAUGCGCACUUCAAGGCAAGCAACACUGAAGCAUGCAUGAGAGCACCAGCUGUUCCUGAUGACUCUGUGAUCACACUCGCCGUAGCCGAUGUGAGUAAGACCUUUUAAACAGGUCAACAUUCACAAGGCCGCAGGGCCAGACGGAUUACCAGGACUUGUACUCCGAGCAUGCGGUGACCAAUUGGCAAGUGUCUUCACUGACAUUUUCAACCUGUCCCUGGCUGAGUCUAAUACCUACAUGUUUCAAGCAGACCACCAUAGUCCCUGUGCCCAAGAACACCAAGGUAAUCUGCCUAAAUGACUACCGACCCGUAGUACUCACAUCUGUAGCCAUGAAGUGCUUUGAAAGGCUGGUCAUGGAUCAACACCAUUAUCCCAGAAACCCUAGACCCACUCCAAUUUGCAUACCACCCCAACAGAUCCACAGAUGAUGCAAUCUCUAUUGUACUCAACACUGCCCUUUCCCACCUGGACAAAAGGAACACCUACGUGAGAUACAGUUCAGCGUUCAACUCCAUAGUGCCCUUAACGCUCAUCACUAAGCUAAGGACCCUGGGACUAAACACCUCUGACUGUUCUCUCUGCUACCGCACGGCAAGCGGUACUGGAGCGCCAAGUCUAGGUCCAAAAGGCUUCUGAACAGCUUCUACGCCAAAAGAAGCCAUAUGACUGCUGAACAGCUAAUCAAAUGGCUACCCGGACUAUUUGCAUUGACCCCCUCCCCUGCUGCUACUUGCUGUUUAUUAUCUAUGCAUAGUCACUUUACCCCUACAUACAGGUACAUAUUACCUCAAUUACCUAGACUAACCUGUACCCCCGCACAUUGACUCGGUACCGGUACCCCCUUUUAUAUAGCCUCGUUAUUGUUAUUUUAUUGUUGCUGUUUUUGUUUGUUUUUUUAACUUUAGUUUAUUUAGUAAAUAUUUUCUUAACUCUUAUUUUUCGUAACUGCGUUGUUGGUUAAGGGCUUGUAAGUAAGCAUUUCAAGGUAAGGUCUACUACACCUGUUGUAUUCGGCGCAUGUGACAUAAGAUUUGAUUUGACAUGGAGCUGAUCAAGUCUGCCCUCUGGUGGGGAACUUUUUCAAAUUUGUGUAUAAUACAAGUUUUAUAGAGGAAAGUGUGUUAUCUCACUGUGUUGCAAAGAUACUGAUGGAACACAUGUUUGACUCUACAAUGUGAAAUGUUUAAUUAUUUGUUUUGUUUAAACCCAGAUUGAUGGUCCUUCUUACACUCUGACAUCUUCCUCUCUCUGUCUUUCUCUCUCACUUUCUGUCUCUCUCCCUCUGUCCAUUACAGAUCAACUACUAAGAACAGGCAGCCAGCAGUCAGACAGUAGUGGCUUUGCAGAGGACCCUUCUACUGACAGCUCAGCUAACUAUCUAAAGGUACAGGAGAGCUCUGACAGCUGUGACAGUGAGACCACAGUGACGUCCCACGCUGGGGAGAUGACCACUCCUCUAGCCCUGGAACACCCUGCCUUUGAGAGGCUGCAUGGGGAGGAUGAGCAGGAGGAGGAGGUGGCGCAGACGCCCUCCGUCCCACAGAAACACCUCAUGGAGGACGGGAGGAGGAGCAGUAGCCCUAAUGGAGCAGAGGAGCAACAGGAGGUGCCACAGUACACCACCCAUCAGUUACCUAAACAAGGAGACCGAGAGGUAGCCCAAGACCAGAAGCAUAGCACUGCUGAGGAAGCUGCUUCUGUUCCUGCCUCUGAGACUCCUCAGUCAACUCCUGAGACUUACCGUACUGCUGAGACUAACGUAGAGGCUGAUCCUGGUUCUACAGAAGACCAUGGCUCCGUCCCGGCCCCAGACUGCAGCUCCUCUGGUGCCCCAGCCAGGGAGGGUGUGCCUGACAGGGUGGAGAUGGAAGCCAGACCACCCAGCCCUAGCCCCAGCUGCCCUAGCCUAGGUGCCUCAGCCAGAGUCCAAGGGGCCCUUCACAGGGCCCAGCAGAGGGCCUCGUCCUCAGGCCUCCAGGGUCACCGGAUGGAGGGGAAGUUGACAGCCAGGGAUCUGUUCAGGAGAAGAGCCCCCCUGACGAGGUCCCGAUCCCUGCCUACCUCCCUCCUCAGCCCCUCCCGUGUGGUCUCCUCUGUCAGGAUCCAGUUUGGCCAGGGUGCAGUCAGGCACUGCACCCAGCCAGCCUUCUCCUACCGAUACACCCCAGAAGAGGAAGAGGAGGAGGAGGAGGAGGGGUCCAUUGUGGAAGAGGAGGAGGUUGUGGAGGAUGAGGGUCAGAGGAGAGACAGCUGUCGCUCUACCUUGAUUAUCAACAGAGGGACCGAGCUAUCACAUGGCCCCGGGCUACAAAGAGAUGGUGAGCUGAGAAAUCUUCAAGGCAGGGUGCCCCCUUACCCCCUGGCCAUCCCUCGCCACCUGACCCGCUCAACCAUCUCACUGCACAGCCACAGCCCCCCUCCUGAGUGGGGAGAGAGGCCUCUGGGGGAGCAUCACCGUGCCUGGAGCACCUGUAGCGUACCUAACCUCACCCAACGUAACCUGGCCCACUUCAAUAACCCUAACCUCACUCAGCACAGCAACCCUAACUCCAACCUAACACAGCACUACCUAGCCCAACACAAUAAACCUAUCCUUACUCAACACAACCUUGCUCAGCACAACACCCCUAACCCAGCCCAGUACAACCUUUCUCUGCCCCAUGGCAGUGUCCCCAACCUGUUCCAGUAUCACCCCUCCACCCACCACCACCACACCCUCCAUAGCCUCCCUACCCAUCCAUACGGUAGUGUACCUAACCUUCCCCUGCACACAGCUCCCACCUUACCCCAUCAUAUGGCCCCUAACCGUCCUCCCUAUGGUGCUCCUUACACUAACAACAUGGGUAACACCCUUCCACACAACUUCCCACAUGGCACACACUUCCCCUAUUCCCCGUACAGCUCCUCCUGUAACACCCCGCCCCAUAGUGCCCCCUUCAGUUCAACUUACCAUAACUACAACGGUAACCCCUAUAGUGGGUCCUACGACGACCUACACAGCAACAAUCCUUAUACUGCUCAUAGUGCUUACUCGAACCCGUCACACACACCUUCCAACCUGCCUCCACAUCUCUCUACUGCCCCCUAUGGAGGACCAUACAGUACUCCAUACUUGGGCCACCACCCUCCAAUCCCCUACCCCCAUGACCCUAUGGCUACAGCCUCCCGUCUUCCCCCAGUCCUGUCUACCACUGAGAUGCAACUGAGAAGGGUCCUUCACGACAUCAGAGGAACUGUGCAGAACUUAGCUCAGGUGAGACAAAAUAACCACAAAUGAUAGAGGUGCUAUACAACUUUUUGCAAGACUCUUUGCAGUUUUAACUAGUCUCUUAGUUUACUUUCUGACAUGAGCCCUAUAAUGAUUAAGCUUCUCCUGUUUCACUUUCCAUCCCACCCAUAAUGCAAACAGACGUUUGCAACACAGUUUGUUCAUCAGUGACUAAGUAUUUUAUCUGUGGUUUCUCUGCCCUCAAGAAUUCAUCAGAACGUGGAGCAGACACUCCCUCAGACGUGUUCAACCCACAGAGACCUGCCCAGCCACUGUUUGAGGUAUACACUCACCUGAACUGCCACUCUUAAACAAAUUAAAUGAAUGAUUACCAAGACAAAUAUCUGUGUCUCUGUGACUAUAGACAAUAAAGUAAUCUUCUUCUGCAUCCCCUCAGACUUCACUCCAGGAGCUGCAGGCUAAGAGGAGGAGUCUAAAUGUGUUCCGGACCCAGAUGAUGGAUCUGGAACUGUCCCUGAUUAAACAACAGGCGUUAGUCUACCAGCACCUCAGUCACGACGAGAGGUAGGCUAGAGGCCCUCACGCUGGCGAGGACCCGGAUGUUGAGGUAGUCUGUGAUAGGCAGACAGGCAGACAGUGUUAACAGUGGUCUCUCUGUUUGUGGUUGCCAGGCGGGAGGCGGAGCAGCUGCAGGGUCUACGGUCUGAAGUGAGACAGGAGCUGCAGGAACUAGAGCUCCAGCUGGAGGAUCGGCUGCUGACCCUGAACGAACAGCUCCGCUCUGCCAGCCACCACAGCCUCUACCGCCACCGCAUGGUCAGUACCUGGAACUACAUCUGGAAACGCAGACAAACACACACACACAGACGGAUAUCAUCUUUCUCUCGUGACUCCUAAACCUGUUUGAUAAAUGGUUUGUCAUGACUCCGUUUGCCCGUGGCACCAGUUCUGUGUUCUGCUCAUAUUACAUGACAUCAGGCUACAUGUACGUCACUACUCUUGUGUUUGUAGUUUAGCCACCUAUCAUCACCGACCCCUCCUCUCCUGUAAUGUAACAUUAGUAUUGUCGAUAUUUCUCUCUCUUUUCUCCUGUAGGGUAUGAUGAGAGGUCACAGCAUGGACAGCCUGUCUAACAGUUCUGCUCUGAGAGCUAUGGAGCCGGUAAGUACCUGCAUUGACUCUGGGCUGUUCUUUUCUAGGUCAUUCCUCUUGAAAAGGAAUGUCUGUUCUAGUUAUUCUAAUUGUAUGGUUCUACUAUUGUUAGUCCCGUGUAGCUCAGUUGGUAGAGCAUGGCGCUUGCAACGCCAGGGUUGUGGGUUCGUUUCCCACGGGGGACCAGUCUGAAAAUGUAUGCACUCACUAACGCUCUGGAUAAGAGCGUCUGCUAAAUGACUAAAAUGUAAAAUGUUACACUUCUCUUUCCUCACUGUGUGACAGGUAUGUUGUGGUUUGUGUGGUUUCUCCCUCCAGAUGUCGGACCUGCUGAGGGAGCAGCUGUACCUGCAGACAGAGCUGGGCUACGAGGGCGGGGCAGAGAGCAGAGCUAGCAUGGCCCCCACCCCCAGCUCAGGCCGCUCCUCCAGGUCAGCUAGUCCAAUGAUGUCCUCUGGAUGUCACCCUGGCCCCUCCCACACCCCGGAGCUGUCCCUCCCAGGUCCCCAGAAGACGGGGAUGUACCGGGCUUCCGUCUCCCUCACCCCGGCACCCCCUCCACGGCCUGGUGCUGCCACAGGGGUCCCCCAGUCCUCAGACCAGGCACUGCCAGUGCAAGGUCCUGAAGACAGAGCUGGAGGAGAGGAGGUUGUUGGAGGAGGGAGAGUAGCUGUAGACCCCCACCUACUGGAGGAGAGUGGCAGAGAGAGAGGAGGAGGACUAGGAGGAGGAAGAGCAGACAACCCCCAUCUACAGCAGCUCAUCAAGGAGGUUAGUAGAGAACAUUAAGAAGUGUCCUUAGCUGAACUUCCCAAAUUGACCUUGACAAUAUUUGUUUGAAGUUGAAUAGGGAAUGCCAAUAUUGCCCAAAUGCCCAAGACAUGUUUUAUUAUGUCCUUGGCUGAUAUGGAUAGAAACGUCAUGUUUUCUGCUGACAGACGAGGUGAUUACGUAGCUAUUGACAGACUGUUCCGCUCAUGAAAAAUAAUUCACUGGUCUGAUUUAAGAGCUUGGCAGGGGACAAAUGGAGCACAUUUUGAAGGUCCAAAAGGAAACUUGGAACCCAUUAGGAACAUUUGAAUCCUGUUGGCUACGUCUUAGGACUACAUCUUAGCCAUGUGGGCUGAUGUCGCUGUCUGGCACGGUCCCAGUACUUCUGAGGGAUGAGAGAUGUUCUUUCUCUGUUUGACACCUCUUUCUGUUCCUAGUAUUCAGUGAGGUGAAACUUUCAGAACAUUGCAGAUAGAAAUGUAAUAAAUAGCGCAGUGUUCCAUUACAUCCGUACCUUCCGGUGGUUUCCGAGCUGGUCAUGGGUGCACCCCAGCCACACUCAAGGUCCUAAACGAUAUUAUAACCACGAUCGAUAAUAGACAGUACUGUGCAGCCGUCUUCAUCGACCUGGCCAAGGCUUUCGACUCUGUCAACCACCGCAUUCUUAUUGGCAGACUAAAUAGCCUUGGUUUCUCAAAUGACUGCCUCGCCUGGUUCACCAACUACUUCUCAGAUAGAGUUCAAUGUGUCAAAUCGGAGGGCCUGUUGUCUGGACCUAUGGCAGUCUCUAUGGGGGUGCCACAGGGUUUAAUUCUUGGGCCGACUCUUUUCUCCGUGUAUAUCAAUGAUGUCGCUCUUGCUGCUGGUGACUCUCAGAUCCACCUCUACGCAGACGACACCAUUUUGUAUACAUCUGGCCCUUCAUUGGACACUGUGUUAACAAACCUCCAAACGAGCUUCAAUACCAUACAACACUCCUUCAGUAGCCUCCAACUGCUCUUAAACACUAGUAAAACUAAAUGCAUGCUCUUCAAUCGAACGCUGCUCGGUCCCCCCCACUACUCUCGACGGGUCUGACCUAGAGUAUGUGGACAACUACAAAUACCUAGGUGUCUGGUUAGACUGUAAACUCUCCUUCCAGACUCACAUAAAGAAUCUCCAAUCCAAAGUAAAAUCUAGAAUCGGCUUCCUAUUUCGCAACAAAGCCUCCUUCACUCAUGCUGCCAAACAUGCCCUCGUAAAACUGACUAUCCUACCGAUCCUUGACUUCGGCGACGUCAUUUACAAAAUAGCCUCCAACACUCUAAUCAGCAAAUUGGAUGUAGUCUAUCACAGUGCCAUCCGUUUUGUCACCAAAGCCCCAUAUACUACCCACCACUGUGACCUGUACGCUCUUGUUGGCUGGUCCUCACUACAUAUUCGUCGCCAAACCCACUGGCUCCAGGCCAUCUAUAAAUCACUGCUAGGCAAAUCCCUGCCUUAUCUUAGCUCAUUGGUCACCAUAGCAACACCCACCCGUAGUAUGCGCUCCAGCAGGUAUAUCUCACUGGUCAUCCCCAAAGCCAACAACUCCUUUGGCCGCCAUUCCUUCCAGUUCUCUGCUGCCAAUGACUGGAACGAAUUGCAAAAAUCUCUGAAGCUGGAGACUCUUAUUUCCCUCACUAACUUUAAGCAUCAGUUGUCAGAGCACCUUACCGAUCACUGCACCUGUACACAGCCCAUCUGUAAUUAGCCCGCCCAACUACCUCAUCCCCAUAUUGUUAUUUAUUUUGCUCAUUUGCACCCCAGUAUCUCUAUUUGCACAUAAUCUCUUGCACAUCUAUCAUUCCAGUGUUAAUACUAAUUGUAAUUAUUUUGCACUAUAGCCUAUUUAUUGCCUUACCUCCAUAACUUGCUACAUUUGCACACACUGUAUAUAUAUUUUCUGUUGUAUUUUUGACUUUAUGUUUUGUUUACCCCAUAUGUAACUCUGUUGUUUUUAUCGCUUUGCUUUGCUUUAUCUUGGCCAGGUCACAGUUGUAAAUGAGAACUUGUUCUCAACUGGCUUACCCGGUUAAAUAAAGGUUAAAUAAAAACUUUUUAAAAAAUUGUUUGUUAAUAUAUCGAACCUACAGGAAAUUGACUUUUCUCUAGUUUCCUUGAAUUGUAUUUUGAGUGAACAUAGUAUUUGUGUGUUUGAACAUCGUUCCGUCUCUGUACCUUCUCUCCCCACUUUAGAUUAAAGAGAGUCUAGCUGAUGAGAUCCGACAGGAGAUAGUCAACGAGCUCCUAGCUGCCGUAUCUCCACGACGAUCACCUGUGUCGACCAGAGAAUAUCCCCUGUGAACAUGACGACAGGUCCUAUAUCAUUAAUUCAUUAGUUGUAUAAAUCGGUCCUUCGAGCCGGAUCGACCUGUUCUGAUUCAACCUAUAGCCCUUGGCUGGUGUCUCUAUUUCUAUAAGGAUGUUGUUGUUUUCCCCUGCAGUUGAACACUGAUGAGGCCUGGUGAAGUCUACCCAAACUGAACACUGGUGAAGCCAUGCACUGAACAGCCCAAAAACCCCUUAACACUGUUUCUACUAUUUCCAGAGAUAAUGGCAGAUACGUUAACACUGUGUUUCUACCAUAGAAAUCUAAUAAUAUUUUUAUGGUUUCUACUUCAGAGUGUGACGGUGGCUGGUGCCUUAACACCCGUAUGCCUGGUGACCUGGGAGACACAUUAUGCUGUAUAUUUGCUUUUAUAGUGAACUCUUCUGUCUUAACGGUCCUAUUUCAAACACAGAAUGCUACUUUGUGUUUAUUUAGCUGUAGACUGUAAUUAUCUGUUGUAAAAAAAAAACAGGGGGGAAGGGGCAUGGGAACGUUAACCCAAAAUGAAAUAAUUUAGACAUGUAGAAAUGUGUUUAAGGUUAAUUCUAUGACUUUUUUCCAAUUCCACCCUGGUUGCCUGUGACGUUAUGUUACGUUAGGCCUAUGCUAUGAUCCUGACAUUGUGUAUGGGUUGUAUUUAAGCAUGUAGAUGUGGGUCAGAGUGCAUGUCUUGUUCUGAAGGUGAAAGGUGACCAAGGUUGAAGAGACUUAAGGCCUGGUAGAUGAUGAUAAUGGUUGUAUGGGAGUUUAGUGUCUGCUGUAAAUGACCAUGCCCUCUACUAAUGCAACCUCUAUGAGGAAUGAACUAGACCUGGGUUCAAAUACUAUUUG
Molecule: messenger RNA, 23634 nt
Organism: Coregonus sp. 'balchen'
Lineage: Eukaryota; Metazoa; Chordata; Actinopteri; Salmoniformes; Salmonidae
Source: the annotation of a GenBank genome assembly